GUCUGCUCCUGUUGCUGAGGCUGCGGCCGCCCCUCCUCCCUCCUGGCCCCAGCAGGUGUGUCUCCAGGUUCCUCGGCUCCCGUUCUCCACUUCUUACCCAGACUCGGGCCGGAGCAGUCACCCUGUCCCACAGCUCCAGUUGGUCCCACUGACAGCGACAGAGAGAAUGGAAGCCUCAGAAGUCACAAGAAGCAACGGGGCCAGCCCCGAGGCCAGGGAUGCCCGAAGCCCCCUGAGCACCAAUGGUAACGUGGAGAAUGGUGGUAAGGUCGAGGCCAAGGAUGCCAAGGGCACCAACGGGCAUGUUGGGGAAGGUGCUGAGAACAAAAACCCAGGGAGUCCCUUGAAGCAUGGGGAGGGAAGGAGUGCCUUGUUUUCAGGUAAUGACUGGAGGAAACCCAUCAUCCAAUUUGUGGAGUCUGUAGAUGACAAGAACUCCAAUUACUUCAGCAUUGACUCUGUGGACAAGAGGUCUCCUUAUGCUGGCCUCCAGUUGGGGGGCUCGAAGAAGCCACCUGUAACCUUUGCAGAAAAGGGGGAGCUGCGUAAGUCCAUUUUCUCUGAGUCCAGGAAGCCUGUAGUGUCCAUCAUGGAACCUGGCGAGGGGAGAAGGAACAGCUACCCCCGAGGGGGAGACUCGGGCAUCCUCCUUCGGCCUAAGUCCAGUUCAGAGGAGAUCCUGUGUGACUCCUGCAUAGGCAACAAGCAGAAGGCAGUCAAGUCUUGCCUGGUAUGUCAGGCCUCCUUCUGUGAACUGCACCUCAAGCCCCACCUGGAGGGAGCCGCUUUUCGGGACCAUCAGCUACUUGACCCCAUCAAGGAUUUUGAGGCCCGGAAGUGCCCCCUGCAUGGAAAGACCAUGGAGCUCUUCUGUCAGACAGACCAGACCUGCAUCUGCUACCUUUGCAUGUUCCAGGAGCACAAGAAUCACAGCACUGUGACCGUUGAGGAGGCCAAAGCAGAGAAGGAGACAGAGCUAUCUUUGCAAAAGGAGCAAUUACAGCUGAAGAUCAUUGAGGUUGAAGAUGAAGCUGAGAAGUGGCAGAAAGAGCGAGACCGGAUUAAGAGCUUCACCACCAAUGAAAAAGCCAUCUUGGAGCAGAACUUCCGUGACCUCGUUCGGGACCUUGAAAAACAGAGGGAUGAAGUUAGGGCAGCGCUGGAGCAGCGGGAGCAAGAUGCUGUGGACCAGGUGAAGGUGAUUGUGGAUGCGCUGGAUGAGAGGGCCAAAGUGCUACAAGAGGAUAAGCAGACCAGAGAGCAGUUGCACAGUAUCAGCGACUCAGUGCUGUUUCUUCAGGAAUUUGGGGCACUAAUGAGCAAUUACUCACUUCCCCCACCUCUGCCUACAUACCAUGUCUUGUUGGAAGGAGAAGGCCUGGGUCAGUCAUUGGGUAACUUUAAGGAUGACCUACUCAAUGUAUGCAUGAGACACGUGGAGAAGAUGUGCAAAGCAGAUCUGAGUCGAAAUUUCAUUGAGAGAAAUCAUAUGGAGAAUGGCGACCAUCGCUACAUGAACAACUAUGCGUCUGACUGGGGCCAGUCAGACACCAUGAAGAGAUAUUCCAUGUACCUCACACCCAAGGCUGGGGCCAGGACAUCUUAUCAACCUUCUUCUCCAGGCCGCCUCACCAAAGAGAUCAACCAAAAGAACUUUAACAAUCUCUAUGGAACGAAAGGUAACUACACUUCCAGAGUAUGGGAAUACUCAUCCUCCAUUCAGAGCUCCGAUGAUGUGCCUGUCGUCCAAGGCAGCUCCUCCUUCUCCCUGAAAGGUUACCCCUCCAUCAUCAGAAGUCAGAGUCCCAAAGCUCAGCCACAGACUUGGAAAUCUGGCAAGCAGACUUUGCUGUCGCACUACCGUCCUUUCUAUGUCAACAAGGGCAAUGGCAUGGGUUCCAAUGAGGCCCCUUGAGCCCCCAGCGCAGGAGUGAGACGCCAAGAGAUCACCUGACCUUCCCCAGUUGUGUCUGCUACUACUAUCUACUCAGCUACUGCUCUGUCUCCAGGGGGUCUGGGCUGGGGGGGGGAACGUGACCUUCCAAGAAUUGUCCUCUCUCCCCUCCAGCUUCCCAGUCCUCCAACCUUUCUGACAAUCCUAGAAUGUGUCAGCAGCUCCCCACUUAGCUACCCUGUGCUUGGCCCCCCCCCCCCCCCCCCCCCCCCCCCGGUCCGCUCAGGCCUCUUUGUCUUCUGCUUUCCCUGUAGUCAGAGAGGACGCUGUCGCCUCUUUCAUUUUAUGGGUCAGGAUAUGGUUCACAGAAGGGGCUCUCCCUCCAUCCCCCUCCCACACAGGAAGUCCUUCUGCAGAUCCUGGGAUGGCAGCUCUGGAGGUAGGCAGCCACUUGGCGCCCACCUGCCGUUCCUGCCUGGUGUCUCUCUGUCUUCUUGGCUCAGCCAAUACAUCGAUUUUCCCCUGGAACUGCCGAUAGCCAUCCUUAUGAGUGACCUGAGGGAGCUGUGCACCUAGCAGAGAAAACAUCCUUCCACAGGUGUAGACAUUGUCUCACUCUUGUCAGCUCGUAUCCUUGGCCGGGCAAGAUUAACUUCCCUCAGACCCAGGCCUGCCCAGGACUUCUGAUCUUGCCCAAGCAGGGCAAAGUUCCUCCUAUCUGGCUAGAGACUGGUUUCCUGAUGCUUUUUCCAUUGUGCCAAAUGGGCCCGGGGUCCCUGAACAGGGAUAAGAGAUACGUCACCCCC
Messenger RNA from Phascolarctos cinereus (koala), 2700 nucleotides. It is a transcript of the gene TRIM29, whose product is annotated as tripartite motif containing 29. Lineage: Eukaryota; Metazoa; Chordata; Mammalia; Diprotodontia; Phascolarctidae. Gene Ontology annotation, molecular function: zinc ion binding. The record is from RefSeq and is a predicted model, not a curated record.